Danaus plexippus (monarch butterfly) is the source of this 2493-nucleotide messenger RNA. Its product is annotated as BMP and activin membrane-bound inhibitor homolog. The record is from RefSeq and is a predicted model, not a curated record. Bases 266 to 976 code for a protein of 236 amino acids. The transcript has 5 exons. Lineage: Eukaryota; Metazoa; Arthropoda; Insecta; Lepidoptera; Nymphalidae.
UUGGUUGUGACAACGCAACGGAGAGGUAGUCUCUGUGAUUUUAGUUUCUACCCCGUGUUUACAUUAAUAAAUUAAAAUAUAAAAGUUAAUAGUUAUAAAUUUAUCUGUGACAUUUUAAAAUAAUAAUGAAACUGUGAUAAAAUCAUAUAAUAUUUAAGUGUUAACCGAUGAUAGGACUAAUGUAGAAGCUUUGUGAUUUAUUUAGAGAGUAAUGGUGACAGUAAUGCUUUUUUGUUAAUGGCAAUAGAUUUUAAUUGACAAACCAAUGGCGGUGGUUAAUUUUAGCGUGUGUUUGGUACUCAUUCUGUACCAACUCUCGUUUGCUCUGAGUGACGAGUCGUCGGAAUCAGCAGAUCUAGGAUUAAAUGAUCCAAAAGUGGAAGGCGAGCCGGAUGGUGUCAGAUGUUAUUGCAACACGGCACAGUGUGUCAGUACCGGGUACAUGUGUAGGUCGAGAAAGACUGGUGGCUGCUACAGUGAACUGCCCGUGAGAAGACAUCACGCCAGACACGGCUGCAUUCAACAUCUAGCUGAUACGGAACAGGAAGCGUUAUCCCACUGUCAGGACACACAAGACAACAGUAUCAACAUCAAAGUUAUAUGCUGUUUUAAGGAUCUGUGCAAUCACGAGGACAGUCCACUAGCUAGGGCCCGACUGAACCUGACCAAUGAUAUAGAAGGCAGCGUGGCGAGUGAGCGCGGUUCUUAUAACAGCGAAGUAUGGUUCAAAGCUGCCACAAUAGCUGUUCCCGUGUGUGGCGCCCUCAUACUGUUUCUGCUUGUGGCUGUGGCGGUCAGGUUGCUGCGAGCUGAUGCCCAACUACAGGCUGAUAGAAAACUCAGAGGCGGCUAUACAUCCCCACCACAGCACAUUGAUGACGUCAAAAAAGUGUGGGUGGGGAACUCCCCACUCCUGAUGUCGGGAUGUCUCGUAGUUGAAAGAGCUCAGUUGGUCGCCAGCUGCGACACGCGAUAGACCUCCCGCCGUGGAUUGGCGUGCAUACAUCAAUAUGAAUGGGUGAUCUAUACUUUUAAUCUGUGUCGAAUUUACAUAUCAUGUUCUGUUGUAUUCGUCUUGUAUCCAUUCAUGAUUAAAAAUGAAUAUGAAUCUUGUAAGUUGAUCUCAGUCGUCGAUCCACGUGCUCGCAUACCAAAUCAACAACAAUGUAUGUUUAUGUUAUUAUCGUAAGCGCUUUGUGUUCCUCUAUUUGUAAAUGUCUUAAAUAAAAUCAUUUUCAUAGUAACGUGUGAGUUACCAGGUAUUGAACGGACGGGCAUAUUGUAUGACCUCGGUUCUACACCUCGUUCAUACAGAAUGUACCGUGUGAAUAUUUCUACAAUAAUUUUGACAAUACAUAUUGUAUUAUAGUCAUAUAUAUUUACAAGGAACUGUAUUUUUGUAUUGUUGUCUAAAGUCAUUUAUAAAAUUGACAAUAUUUGUUCAAUUUGCAUUUAAUAUGAAUCGUUUGUAUGAACUAACUCGGCAUAAGACCAUAUAGCCGACUGAUAUAUUACUAUAUGGCUAUGGAAUCAUGUAUACAUAAUAUAUUAUUAACAAGCUUAGUUUUAAUAAAAAUAUUGCUAUAUUAAAACAUUACUAAAUGUUGGUUGUCCACAAUAUACUUAUGUAUAACAGACCGCGCGUAACCAGUGUUAUGUGUCAUUUCUAACUCGCUCACACCGUGUGCUCUCACUCGCACAGAACGAAUAGAAAUUAUAAUCGAAAUUAAGUAUCGAAGUCAUAUAACAUGUUUAUACGCGGUCCUGCAAAACAGUCUAUCGUAUUUUAAAAGUCUCAUCAAAAUUUUUACAGCCAUCAAAAUAUUACUUCACACCAAGCAGAAUCACAUACUAGACGUAAAAAAACAAUUCUUUUUUUUUUUUGAUGUUUCUGUUUUCAAUUUAACCGUUAGCAAUGAACAAAACGUAAAAUAUUCCGAAAAAAAAAAAUUAUAGCCAGCCAGUCCGUUAAAUUAUAUUUAUGUGUAGAUACAAUGUGUUUAUGAAGCGGAAUUCCUGCACUACUUGAGGCUAAGCAUUCUCUUUGAUGUCACAAUAAAGAUUUUUUAUGUAGUAAGACAUUUUGUAAAUAUUACAGUAAGCUACCCUCGGGACCGUCGAUUUCUGUAAGCGACAUCUAUUGGAGGUAAACUAGUCCUUUGUAUCUGAUUUUUUUUUGUACAUUUUUCUCCAUAUAGAUCUUGCUUGUGGUCAAAAAUGUGAUCAAAUUAAUAUAUUUAGAUGAAUUAUCUUUUUUUUUAUAUAUUUUUGGGUGUAUAAUAUAAGACAUUUUUGUACCACGUAUCAGAUAUUGACACACACAAGCUUCCUUAAGGUGCCUUACCUUUGUAUAAGUUUUUUUUUUAUAAUAUGUAAGUGUUUUUAAUAUAGGUGCAAGUAAAAUACUCCAUAAUGUUAAAGAAUAUAUACCUGCGUUUGUACAUAUGUAUGAUCAAUGAAACAUAAACGAAUAAAAUAAAAUUAUUUUAUAAU